Messenger RNA from Thamnophis sirtalis, 2222 nucleotides. The record is from RefSeq and is a predicted model, not a curated record. NCBI's taxonomy places the organism in Eukaryota, Metazoa, Chordata, Lepidosauria, Squamata, Natricidae.
UGCUGCAGUUGCCUUGUGCCAAGGGCAGGAUGCCCUUCUUGGCCCUCCAGCACCUCUUCCGUCACCCGGCUGCCUUCCUGAGCACCCCACGGGUAGAAUACAAGCCCAUCCAGAAGGUGAUGGUAGCCAACCGAGGGGAGAUCGCCAUCCGGGUCUUCCGAGCCUGCACGGAGCUCGGCAUCCGGACGGUGGCGGUCUAUUCGGAGCAGGACACGGGGCAGAUGCAUCGGCAGAAGGCAGACGAGGCGUAUCUGAUCGGCCGCGGCCUCCCCCCGGUUCAGGCCUAUCUGCACAUUCCAGACAUCAUCAAAGUCGCCAAGGAUAAUGAAGUGGACGCGAUCCAUCCCGGCUACGGCUUCCUCUCCGAGCGAGCUGAUUUUGCCAAGGCCUGCCUGGAUGCUGGGGUGCGCUUCAUUGGGCCCUCUCCUGAAGUGGUGCGCAAGAUGGGGGACAAGGUGGAGGCCCGCGCCAUUGCUAUCUCUGCUGGAGUGCCUGUGGUCCCCGGGACAGACGCCCCCAUCUCCUCUCUGAAUGAGGCCCAGGAGUUCUCGCAGGCGUACGGCUUCCCCAUCAUCUUCAAGGCUGCCUAUGGCGGAGGAGGACGAGGCAUGAGAGUCGUGCGCAGCUACGAGGAGCUGGAGGAGAACUACACCCGGGCGUUCUCCGAGGCCCUCUCUGCCUUUGGCAACGGUGCUCUCUUUGUGGAGAAGUUCGUGGAGAAGCCAAGGCACAUCGAAGUCCAGAUUUUGGGUGACAAGCAUGGGAAUGUGUUGCACCUGUAUGAGAGGGAUUGCUCCAUCCAGCGACGGCACCAGAAAGUGGUGGAAAUUGCCCCUGCCGCCCACCUCGACUCCCAGCUGCGCUCCAAACUCACUGCUGACGCCGUCCGCCUCGCCAAACAGGUUGGAUACGAAAAUGCUGGCACGGUGGAGUUCUUGUUGGACAGACAUGGCAAGCAUUACUUCAUUGAGGUCAAUUCCCGGCUUCAGGUUGAGCACACGGUGACAGAAGAAAUCACAGAUGUUGAUCUUGUCCAUGCCCAAAUCCACAUCGCCGAGGGGAAGAGCCUGCCAGAGCUGGGCCUGAAGCAGGAGAACGUGCGCAUCAACGGCUGUGCCAUCCAGUGUCGCGUGACGACCGAGGAUCCUGCUCGUGGGUUCCAGCCAGACACAGGCCGGAUUGAGGUCUUCCGGAGUGGCGAGGGGAUGGGCAUCCGCCUAGACAGCGCCUCUGCCUUCCAGGGAGCCAUCAUCUCCCCCCACUACGACUCGCUCCUGGUGAAGGUCAUCGCCCAUGGCAAGGACCACCCCACGGCAGCCUCCAAGAUGAGCCGGGCUCUGGCCGAGUUCCGCAUCCGUGGAGUCAAGACCAACAUCCCUUUCCUGCAGAACGUGCUCAGUAAUGAUCAGUUUCUCCAUGGCACUGUGGACACCCAGUUCAUUGAUGAAAACCCAGAUCUCUUCCAUCUGCGGCCUGGCCAGAACAGAGCUCAGAAGCUGCUCCACUACCUGGGACACGUCAUGGUCAAUGGCCCCACCACGCCCAUCCCUGUGAAAGCCCAACCUUCGCCCAUUGAUCCGUUGGUCCCUGCGGUUCCCUUAGGUCAGCCCCCCGACGGCUUCCGGGACGUCCUUCUCAGAGAGGGCCCUGCGGGCUUCGCCAAGGCCAUUCGGCAGCACCAGGGCCUGCUUUUAAUGGACACCACCUUCCGAGAUGCUCACCAGUCCCUGCUGGCCACUCGCGUUCGCACCCACGACCUGAAGAAGAUUGCCCCCUUCGUAGCUCACAACUUCAGCAGGCUCUUCAGCAUCGAGAACUGGGGAGGUGCCACCUUCGAUGUUGCCAUGCGCUUCCUGUACGAGUGCCCCUGGCAGCGGCUGCAGGAGCUGCGAGAGCUCAUCCCCAAUGUCCCAUUCCAGAUGCUGCUGAGGGGGGCGAAUGCGGUGGGCUACACCAAUUACCCAGAUAACUCUGUCUUCAAGUUCUGCGAGAUGGCCAGAGAGAAUGGGAUGGACAUCUUCCGUGUCUUUGACUCCCUCAAUUACCUCCCUAACAUGCUGCUGGGGAUGGAGGCAGCUGGACAGGCUGGGGGCGUGGUGGAGGCUGCGAUCUCCUACACGGGGGAUGUGGCUGACCCCAGCCGGACCAAGUACACCUUGGAUUACUACCUUAGCCUUGCGGAGCAGCUGGUCAAAGCCGGGACUCACAUCUUGGCCAUCAAG